AUGGACCAACAGAGCGGCGACGUGGGCGACGUGAAGGCCCCGGAGGGCGCUUCCAACCGAGGGCGGAGAGAAAGUUUCCUCGUCCGCCUGCCGUCAAGGUCUUUGGACACGUCGAACGUCAAUCCCACUACCUCGCACCCAUUUACCCCAAUGGGUGAUGGUAAUCCAACAACACCCUUUGGCAGUCAACCUCCGCCUCCUCAAUACGACAUGGUGAAUUCAAACCAACCCGCCCCGAGACCAGGCGGUCUGGAGCGCCAGCAGACCACCUCAGUCGAGCAACUUGUGAGCAUCUCUGACCGCCAGCAAGCCGUCACGAAACUGGGCAUUCACGAUACGUCGGUCGAGGCAAUCAUGCCCGUAUUGCCGGGGCAGGAAUUCCACUUGGCGAGCUGGCUCACGAGUGGCCGCACUCUAGCUGAGCCCACCUGGGCAUUUCGCACCAAGGUACCUAUCGACGAGCACCGUCUGCGCGGCGCAUGGGCCGUUCUUCGACGUCGCCACCCCAUCAUGCGGUCCACGCUGGUGGCUGUACGUCCGGAUGAAGCCUUCACCGUGGUACUACGGCAAGCCAGUGGUGCAAGCAACUAUGCCACCUUCUCCAAGGCCCCCUAUCAUGAAGGCACACUAGAGGAGCGUGUCAAACAUCAGAUGAGGCAGCUGGCAACACACCCUUCUUCCUUGAAGACACCACCUACCAGACUCACGCUUGUGCAGGGUGAUGUGGAAGAAGGUGACGCUGUCUUGAUCACCAUACACCAUGCAGCCUGUGACACGCGCAGUAUGGGACUUCUCAUGCAAGAGCUCACGGAUCUGUAUCGGGGAAAACCGGUGGUUUCCAAAGCGCCAUCGUUCCGAAACUUCGUCAAGGAGACGCUAUUCACACAUGACCGUGAAGCUGAGGAGGAGUUUUGGAAAGACACACUACACGAUUGCGAACAGACCAUAGUGCUGCCAGAGAUGGACCACGAAGGAAACCCACUGAAGAAGAACGAGAUCUUUGUCCGGGGCACCAUGACCAGCUCUGCAAGUCUUGAAAAGGCAGCCGAGGUAGCUGACGUGACACCCCCCACUAUCAUAUAUCUGGCAUUCAGUCACAUUCUGGCCGAGAAGACUGGCUCUAGCCGUCCUGUCUUUGGAUGCUUCCACAAUGGCCGCGAAUCGGUUGAAGGAGUCGACAGAAUCAAAGAAUUGAUCGGUCCCUUAUCCACCAUGCUGCCAACCACCAUCCCGGAAGGCGUGGACGUUUCUCACGAACUCAACAACAGCAAGUCCAAGCUCAUCACGACCCUCCAGUCGGUCCACGAACAUCUCAACUCCCAAGUGCCGUACGAGCAGUCUCGCCUCCGCGACGUGCUGCGCUGGGCCGACAUGGGCGACACCGUACCCUUCAACACCUAUCUGAACAUCCUCUGGAACACCAAGCUGCAGGGCGCUGCUGAGGAGACAUCGCCCGUCGUCGACGACCUGGCCUGGGAGCGCAUGGACCUGGGUAUGCGAAGCGACUACAGCUCCGCGUCCGCUAUACCUGGCGCAACGAUGGUCGACGUACUCGACACGAGCACUGUCAUGCGCAAGCAGAAUGUGUUUGUCGAUGUGGGCAGCGACCGGGAAGAAGUGGGAGGAGGCGUUCUUGAGAUCCGACUCAGUGCCAAUGAGGUUCUUAUGAACGCCGCGGAGCUGGAAGCUUUCGCCCAGCAAAUCGACACCGAGGUGGCCCAGCUAGUUGAUUGCCUGCUAUCGUGA
Anthostomella pinea is the source of this 1746-nucleotide messenger RNA. The record is from the annotation of a GenBank genome assembly. Lineage: Eukaryota; Fungi; Ascomycota; Sordariomycetes; Xylariales; Xylariaceae.